Fraxinus pennsylvanica is the source of this 4950-nucleotide messenger RNA. The record is from the annotation of a GenBank genome assembly. NCBI's taxonomy places the organism in Eukaryota, Viridiplantae, Streptophyta, Magnoliopsida, Lamiales, Oleaceae.
AUGGCAGUACACUCGUUCCAUAUACACCAAGUUAAAGCCAAGACGGCACAUAUCCCCAAUCCUCUAGCAACAUUUCUCCUACUGAAUCCCCAAAAUUUUAAUUACGAGCGUCCGCACAUUGGACAACACUUCAGAGAUGGUUAUCUGCAUAAAAAUGAAUUCAAGAUAGUUUAUGUUGCUCCUAUGAAGGCAUUAGCUGCAGAGGUGACGUCAACCUUCAGUAAUCGAUUAUCUCCUCUGAAUGUAACUGUGAGAGAACUUACCGGAGAUAUGCAACUCUCAAAAAAUGAACUCGAAGAAACUCAGAUGAUAGUGACAACACCUGAAAAGUGGGAUGUGAUCACUCGGAAAAGCAGCGAUAUGUCACUCUCAAUGCUAGUGAAGCUCCUAAUCAUUGAUGAAGUGCAUCUGUUGAAUGAUGAUAGAGGUUCUGUGAUAGAAGCAUUAGUAGCUCGCACUCUUCGUCAGGUGGAGUCCACACAAAGUAUGAUUCGCAUUGUGGGCCUUUCUGCCACACUACCCAAUUAUGUGGAGGUUGCACAAUUUCUGAGGGUGAAUCCAGAGGCAGGCUUAUUUUUCUUUGACUCAAGCUACCGCCCAGUACCUCUUGAGCAGAAGUACAUUGGAGUUUCUGAACAGAACUUUUCAGCUCGCAAUGAAUUGCUUCAUGAAAUAUGCUACAAUAAAAUUGUUGAUUCAUUAAAGCGAGGGCAUCAGGUUAUGGUUUUUGUUCAUUCGCGGAAAGACACUGUAAAAACAGCUGAGAAACUGGUGGAAAUCUCCAGGAAGAAUGAGGAUUUUGAUCUUUUCACAAAUGAGUCCCACCCUCAGCAUGGACUUGUUAAGAAAGAAGUAAUGAAGUCCAGAAAUAAGAAUCUUGUCCAACUUUUUGAAUACGGGGUUGGCAUUCAUCAUGCUGGGAUGUUACGUGCUGACAGAGGUCUGACUGAGCGACUUUUCUCUCAGGGACUUUUGAGGGUUCUUGUUUGCACGGCUACUUUGGCAUGGGGAGUAAAUCUGCCAGCUCACACUGUUGUAAUUAAGGGAACGCAAAUAUAUGAUGCAAAAGCUGGUGGGUGGCGAGAUUUGGGCAUGCUUGAUGUUAUGCAGAUAUUUGGACGUGCUGGAAGGCCCCAAUUUGAUAAAAGUGGUGAAGGAAUUAUAAUCACGAGUCACAAUAAAUUAGCCUACUAUCUGCGUCUCCUCACAAGUCAACUCCCCAUUGAAAGUCAGUUUAUCAACUCUUUAAAAGAUAACCUAAAUGCAGAGGUCGCACUGGGCACAGUGACAAAUGUUAAGGAGGCCUGUGCUUGGCUUGGGUAUACAUAUCUCUUCAUAAGGAUGAAAAUGAAUCCUCUGGCAUAUGGCAUUGGAUGGGAUGAGGUAAUUGCAGAUCCUUCAUUGAGCUUAAAGCAAAGAGCUCUGGUAUCAGAUGCUGCACGUGCUCUUGACAAGGCAAAAAUGAUGCGUUUUGAUGAGAAAAGUGGCAACUUCUAUUGCACCGAGCUUGGUCGUAUUGCCAGCCACUUUUAUAUUCAAUAUUCUAGUGUUGAAACUUACAAUGAAAUGUUGAGACGCCAUAUGAAUGAUAGCGAGGUGAUUGACAUGGUUGCCCAUUCUUCUGAAUUUGAAAAUAUUGUGGUGCGAGAGGAGGAACAGAAUGAGUUGGAAAUGUUGGCUCGCACAUGUCCAUUGGAAAUUAAGGGUGGUCCAUCAAAUAAACAUGGAAAAGUUUCGAUUCUUAUUCAGAUGUAUAUAUCUCGAGGUUCAAUUGAUUCCUUUUCGUUAGUUUCCGAUGCAGCCUAUGUCAGUGCAAGCUUGGCUCGUAUUAUGCGAGCUUUGUUUGAAAUUUGUUUGCGCAGAGGGUGGAGUGAAAUGUCUUCCUUCAUGCUGGAAUAUUGCAAGGCUGUGGAUCGUCAAAUUUGGCCCCACCAACAUCCUCUAAGACAAUUUGACAAAGAUAUUUCAGCAGAUAUACUGAGGAAACUUGAAGAAAGAAGAGUGGACUUAGAUCACCUAUAUGAAAUGCAGGAGAAAGAUAUUGGAGCUUUGAUUCGCUAUACACCUGCAGGGAGGUUGGUCAAGCAAUACUUGGGAUAUUUCCCAAUGCUCCACUUAUUUGCUACGGUCAGUCCAAUCACAAGAACAGUUCUGAAGAUUGAUUUGAUCAUUACACCAGAUUUCUCGUGGAAAGAUCGGUUUCAUGGUACUGCCCAGCGCUGGUGGAUUCUAGUAGAGGAUUCCGAGAAUGACCACAUAUACCACUCAGAGCUCUUUACGUUGACGAAGCGGAUGACCAAUGGGGAACCUCAAAAGCUAUCCUUUACUGUGCCUAUAUUUGAGCCACAUCCUCCUCAAUAUAUUAUUCGUGCAAUUUCAGAUUCGUGGAUGCAUGCUGAGGCUUUUUACACCAUAUCUUUCCAGAACCUUGCGCUUCCAGAGGCACAUACAACACAUACAGAACUUCUUGAUCUGAAACCCCUUCCUGUGACUGCACUUGGCAAUGGAACUUAUGAAGCAUUGUAUACAUUUUCGCACUUUAAUCCUAUACAGACACAGGCCUUUCAUGUUCUGUAUCAUACGGACCAGAAUGUUCUCUUAGGAGCUCCAACAGGAAGUGGGAAAACCAUAUCAGCUGAGCUUGCUAUGCUCCAUCUGUUUAACACUCAGCCAGAUAUGAAGGUUAUUUAUAUUGCUCCUUUGAAGGCUAUUGUCCGAGAAAGAAUGAAUGAUUGGAAGAAGCAUCUUGUUUCUAAACUUGGAAAACGGAUGGUUGAAAUGACAGGGGAUUAUACACCGGAUAUGACCGCUCUCUUAUCAGCAGACAUUAUAAUUGCUACUCCUGAAAAGUGGGAUGGCAUCAGCCGUAAUUGGCAUAGUCGAAGCUAUGUCAAGAAGGUCGGGCUUAUGAUAUUGGAUGAAAUUCAUUUACUUGGUGCUGAUCGUGGACCCAUUCUAGAGGUGAUUGUCUCCAGAAUGAGAUAUAUAUCCUCACAGACAGAACGCUCAAUUAGGUUUGUUGGCCUUUCUACGGCAUUGGCAAAUGCGCAUGAUUUGGCUGAUUGGCUGGGUGUUGAAGAAAAUGGUCUAUUUAAUUUCAAGCCCAGUGUUAGGCCCGUCCCUCUAGAAGUCCAUAUCCAGGGAUAUCCUGGGAAGUUUUACUGCCCAAGAAUGAAUAGCAUGAAUAAGCCCACCUAUGCUGCUAUAUCUACUCAUUCACCCACAAAACCAGUUCUUAUAUUUGUUUCUUCUCGUCGCCAGACCAGGCUUACUGCCCUGGACCUCAUUCAGUUUGCAGCUUCAGAUGAGUGCCCAAGACAUUUUCUGGGUAUGCCAGAAGAAGCACUUCAGAUGAUACUUUCUCAGGUCACUGACCAGAACCUUAGGCACACUUUGCAGUUUGGUAUUGGGUUACAUCAUGCAGGGUUGAACGAUAAGGACAGAUCUCUAGUAGAGGAACUUUUUGCAAAUAACAAGAUUCAGGUAUUAGUUUGCACGAGUACAUUAGCUUGGGGUGUAAAUCUUCCUGCACAUUUAGUUAUUAUAAAGGGAACAGAAUAUUAUGAUGGAAAAGCAAAGAGGUAUGUUGAUUUUCCAAUCACAGAUAUUUUGCAAAUGAUGGGCAGAGCAGGGCGACCACAAUAUGAUCAACACGGUAAAGCUGUUAUUCUCGUUCAUGAACCAAAAAAGAGCUUCUAUAAAAAGUUUCUCUAUGAGCCAUUCCCAGUUGAAAGUAGCCUAAGAGAGCAGUUGAAUGAUCAUAUCAAUGCUGAGAUAGUUUCUGGAACAAUUUGUCAUAAAGAGGAUGCAAUAUAUUAUCUCACCUGGACGUAUUUGUUCCGCAGAUUGAUGGUUAAUCCAUCUUAUUACGGAUUAGAGGAUAAAGAUCCUGGAACUCUAAGCUCUUACUUGUCAAGCUUAGUGCUAAGCACAUUUGAGGAUCUGGAAGACAGUGGUUGCAUCAAGAUUACUGAAGACAGGGUCGAGCCCAUGAUGUUGGGCUCAAUAGCAGCUCAAUAUUAUCUAAAAUACACAACUGUAUCAAUGUUUGGUUCCAAUAUAGGAGCAGAUACAUCACUUGAAGUUUUCCUCCACAUAUUGUCUGGUGCUUCUGAAUAUGAUGAGCUUCCUGUACGGCAUAAUGAAGAAAAUUACAAUGCUGACUUGUCCAACAAGGUUCCCCUUCUGGUGGACAAGAAUCUUCUUGAUGAUCCACACGUGAAAGCAAAUCUUCUUUUUCAGGCACAUUUUUCCCAAAUUGAGCUACCAAUCACUGACUAUGUCACCGACUUGAAAUCAGUAUUGGAUCAAAGUAUCCGUAUUAUCCAGGCCAUGAUAGAUGUAUGCGCUAACAGCGGAUGGCUCUCUAGUAGCAUCACUUGUAUGCGUCUAUUGCAAAUGGUGAUGCAGGGUUUAUGGUAUGACAGAGAUUCUCCCCUACGGAUGUUGCCAUGCAUGACAGAUGAUCUCAUUAAUUUAUUGAAUCAGAAAGGAAUCUCAAAUGUCUUGCAAUUGUUGGAUCUUCCCCUGACAUCUUUGCAGGAUAUCACUAGGAGUUCUGUUUCUUCCAGAUUAUAUGAGGAUCUGCAGCAUUUUCCUCGUAUUCAAGCGUGGUUGAAGCUCCAGAGACGGAAUGCUGGUGAUGAACGGCGUAUGAGUCUGAAUAUUAGAUUGGAAAAGAAAAAUGGCUCCAGGAGAACAUUGAGAGCUUUUGUUCCGCGUUUCCCAAAGGUAAAAGAUGAAGCUUGGUGGUUGAUCCUUGGAAACACCUCUACUGCUGAACUAUAUGCUUUGAAGAGAGUUUCUUUCCCCGACAUUUUGCAGAUGCACAUGGAUAUACCAUCAACUGUAAACAACUUCCAGGGUAUGAAGCUGAUUCUGGUUUCAGAUUGUUAUCUUGGGUUCGAACGUGAAUAUCCCAUUGAAGAACUUGCCAAGUCUCGGCGGUAA